Molecule: messenger RNA, 3184 nt
Organism: Drosophila virilis
Lineage: Eukaryota; Metazoa; Arthropoda; Insecta; Diptera; Drosophilidae
Gene: twin
Product: CCR4-NOT transcription complex subunit 6-like twin
Biological process (GO): nuclear-transcribed mRNA poly(A) tail shortening
Cellular component (GO): CCR4-NOT complex; cytoplasm; nucleus
Molecular function (GO): poly(A)-specific ribonuclease activity; protein binding
Source: RefSeq, a predicted model, not a curated record
GUACCGAAGAGCGUGUGCAAGAGAUAUGCGAAAAAAGAAAAGUUUGCAGCAAUACGGUCGCAAAUAAAACGAAAAGAAGUUACUAGCAACGGAAAAGAAUUAAGCAAAAAGAACAUCUUUUAAAGUGGCUGGCAAAGCAAAUAAGACGCUUAAAUCAUCAGGCGGUUAUUAUGAAAGGAAAUUACUAUAAAAUGUCUCGUAACAAAGACAAAUAUGACAGCACGAACAGAAGGCAACAGAUAUUUCUGUCCGCCGAAGAUAUUGCCGCUGGCAAAAAGACAAAUUGGACGGGUCUCGAAAUAACGGGCUGCGUGCGCAAUAUCAGCCCCUCGUUGUGGGAGUUCGAACACCUGACCGCACUCUAUCUGAACGACAAUCAGCUGCUGCGGCUGCCAGCGGAUGUGGGCCUCUUGGUUAGCCUGAGAACGUUGGAUUUGUCCAGCAACAAGCUGCGCAGUCUGCCCGCCGAGCUGGGCGAGCUCAUACAGCUGAGAGAGCUGCUGUUGAACAAUAACUUUCUGCGUGUGCUGCCGUAUGAGAUCGGCAAGCUGUUCCAUCUGGUCAUACUUGGUCUGAUGGGCAAUCCGCUGCAAAAGGAGUUUAUGAACAUCUACAAUGAGCCGAAUGGCACUCCGAAAUUGCUUACCCACAUGUUGGACAACUUGUCAUUUACCGUCAACCCACCGCCCCAACGGCCAUGGCUGCCGCUCGCCAAGCCCAACAAAUCGCGACCAGCCUGCAUAUUUACGGUGAUGUGUUACAAUGUGCUCUGCGAUAAAUAUGCGACGCGACAAAUGUACGGCUACUGUCCGUCGUGGGCCUUGUGCUGGGAGUAUCGGAAGAAGUCAAUUAUCGACGAGAUACGUCAUUAUGCGGCGGAUAUAAUAAGCUUGCAGGAGAUCGAAACGGAACAGUUUUAUCACUUUUUCCUGCCCGAACUGAAGAAUGAUGGCUACGAGGGCAUCUUCUCGCCCAAAUCGCGCGCCAAGACAAUGUCCGAACUGGAACGCAAAUACGUUGACGGAUGUGCGAUAUUUUUCCGAACAUCAAAAUUCACGCUAAUCAAGGAGCAUCUGAUCGAAUUCAAUCAGCUGGCCAUGGCCAAUGCGGAGGGCUCCGACAACAUGCUGAAUCGUGUGAUGCCCAAGGAUAACAUUGGCCUGGCGGCUCUGCUAAAGGUGAAGGAAACGGCCUGGGAGCCAAUGUCCGAGGUGACACAGAUCUCACAGCCGCUGCUCGUGUGCACCGCGCACAUCCACUGGGAUCCCGAAUUCUGUGACGUCAAGCUCAUACAGACCAUGAUGCUGAGCAACGAGCUGAAAACGAUAAUUGACGAGGCCAGCCACAGCUUUCGACCCGGCCACAAGAAUGACUCGAACAGCGUGCAGCUGUUAUUAUGCGGCGAUUUCAAUUCGUUGCCCGACUCGGGCGUUGUGGAGUUUCUGGGCAAGGGGCGUGUUGCAAUGGACCAUUUAGACUUUAAGGACAUGGGCUAUAAGCUGUGCCUGCAACGCUUGCUGUCCAACGAUACCAACGAGUUUACGCAUUCCUUCAAAUUGGCCUCCGCCUACAGCGAGGACAUAAUGCCGCACACCAACUACACCUUCGAUUUUAAGGGCAUCAUCGAUUAUAUUUUCUAUACAAAAACGGGCAUGGUGCCUCUGGGUCUGCUCGGACCGGUAUCCACGGAUUGGCUACGCGAAAACAAAGUGGUUGGCUGUCCACAUCCGCACAUACCCUCCGAUCAUUUUCCGCUGCUGGUCGAGCUGGAGCUGAUGCACACCGCCAGCCAGCAGGCGCCUCCCAAUGGACUGAUCAAUCGACGGUAGCAAUAGACACGGCGCGCUAGGCCAACGAUAACGGUGACAACAACAACAACAACAACCAACAUUCGGACGGCCUCUGGCAGCGGCGGAACGCUGCCGCAGUUCAGCUAUCGGGGACGCAGCAGCAGCGGCAAUAGCAACAGAAACAACAGCAACAACAACAUUAAUCAAAGCAACAACAACAAUAACAACAACAACAACAACAGCAGCAGCCUCCGCCCAGCUACACAUGGAUCAUUUCGCAAACCUCCAAACAAUCCAACAUUAUGAGGAGCCCAAAAGCAUAUAUAUUUUUCCCAUCAAUCACCAAUGUGGGCGCCGCUCAUUAUUAAUUCAGUUUAUAGUUUAGUUCUGAUUCUGGCUUGAUUUCCAACCCAUGAGUUCUAAGAUGACGAUGUUGUAGAGAGGAUCCGCUACUUUGUGCGCUGGCUCAAACCCCAAUCCGUGAAACCAUCCCCAAGUUCAACUUCCAGCGAUUAUGCCAUGGAAUAGGGAGAGGAUCUAUAGACGCGCACGAAGCAGCGGAUAGGAUUUACAUACACACACAUACAAUUAACUUGCUGCUCUUACACGCCGCGUUUCUCGUUCUAUUUUAUCAUUUUUAAUUUCAGUUUUAGCAUCGAAUAAACUAUAUAAAUACACAUAAUUAAAUUACGUUCUUGUAGACGACAACAUUAUGAUACAUGUAGCAUAUUUCAUAAGCUCUGACUAAAACACAAUACAACAAAAACAAAUACAAAAAACCAAGCUACUUUUAAGUAAAAAAUGCAAGAAUAUAACUAUUUUGUAAAGAAUAAGCAAAAAACACACACACACAAAACACAAAACCGAUUCAAAAAUACAAUUGAUGAUAAUUUUCAAAAUUGCCUUAAUUCGCAAACAAUAUCUGGGCCACGUUCAUAAUAAACCUAUAUAUAUAUAUAUAUAAAUAGACACGUUUAAGGAAUAAAUAGUACAUAGUUGUUGUAGCUCCGCGUUCUGUACACACACCCGAAACCUUCAUACUAUAUCGAGAUUUAAGCUCCAUUUACAGUCUGCAAUUUUGAACUAAGAUGUAACAAUAAGAGCCUAAGAUAGACAGACAGACAGAUAGUUGACAAGGACAAAAGAUAUAUAAAUAUUUAUAAUACAAACUAAAUGAGAGCAGCAACAAAUUCUAAAUAUUGUUAAUCCAGCAUAGUAUCGUAUAAUCAAAGAUCAACACCAAACGAGCAGCAUACGUACAAUUUUAAAAGAUACCAAUUACAAAUUUAGCAAUAAUAACAAACAAAACGAAAAGUGCAUUAAGAUACAAAAUGAAAAAUCGGUUUGACAGCAAAUAUUGAAUAUAAAGUGUAUAAAUACAGACAGAAAUCAAA